GGCUGCUGAUUGGCUCCGCUUUCAGCCCGUGUUGGCUGUGAAUGUGAAGCCGCCAAAACAUGACUGAUUCUCGGGGUGAGCAGUAGCAGAGGCCCGGAGCCACCAUGUGACACCGAGCUCGGGGAACCUGGCUUGCACACUAUGUCAACAAACACUCUGUUUUCUACCAAGAAAAGGGACCUCUCAAUGCUGUAUCGUGUUUAUGCUAACAUCUCCCCCGCAACAUCCCACAAUCCUUGUUAUGAUCAAGGCUGGGAUCCUCCAUCAAAACGUCACAGAUUAGCCAGUACUACCGAGGCCAAAGUCAUGGAAGACAUUUUUGGAGAUGGUGAAGACUUCACAGCUGAUGAUUUGGAGGAAAUUGACGUUUUAGCUACGCAGGCAUAUACACAGAAUAAAGAGGCAGCCGAUAACGACACAAAGCAAAUCCAAGGCAGUGUACUGACCAAUAACCCAUCAACAUCUACUUUUCAGCAGCUGAAAAGACCAGCACUACAGAGACGAGGAAGAGAUCACUUGAAUUCCCAUGGUGAUGCUAAUUCCCUUGGUGUAGAGGUAUUACAAUCUCCGCAUGAAGAUUUGAAGCAUAAGCUGAAGGCGUUACAUGAUGAAGUGCUGGUCAAGAAUGGGGAAAUUAAAGUUUUGCGAGAUGCCCUGCACCAGACAGAGUCCAACCUGGAGCAGCAAAAGACUGCCCAUGUAUUGCUGGAAAAAGAAAAGGCUAAGAUACAGUGUGAGAAGGAAAAAGAACUACUGAAGAAGAUUCAGUCUCUGCAAUCAGAACUGCAGUUUAAAGAUGCAGAGAUGAAUGAAUUGAAGUCAAAACUGCAGAGCUGUGAACGAAGAACUGUGGCGCCACACGUUAGCCCCAAGAAAAGCCCUUCUGGGGCAGUAAAGCUUGAUCUGUGUUCUUCGCCACAACCAGGGAAAUUCUGCUUUCCCACGAAGGAGUCUUUUAGGGCAAGUACCAGUCUGAAACCGCAUGUGCCUGUGUCUCCACAGCCCUCCUUUCUUCCAGCUAUUAAAUCAGAGCAUGAAGCAGCAGAUACCACAGCUAAGCAGGCAAAAAUAUUUUCCAGUUCAUGGUAUACGCAAAGGAUGAACAGUCACGGUUCAGUUCUGUUAAAUACUUUGAUGCAGCAGUCGGACCCGCUAGGUCUUCCCGGUCUGUGCCACCUUCUCAGCUGCAACUUGGAUGUUCUCCCAGGUUCACCUGUACACAGAGCCCACUCAAGCAACACUUCUGGUUCAUCCACUACCUUGUCUCCCAGUCGCUGCUUUGCCCUGAGAGAUUCCCAGAAAUUGGCCAUCACUGGACUGAAUUCAAUUGCAUUGGGUGAAGAAAUCAUACAGAAGAAAGAGACACAAAGCCAGAGUGUAUACCUCCAUCUCAACAAAAUGUCUCGAUUAGCAGGCGCUGUUCUCAUACUGCCUCUUGUGGAGUGUCAUAUUGCUGCCUACUGCCAGGCCCUGCAGUCCCUGGAGAAAUCGGGCGUGACUCUUUCUGAUAAGUCUCUUUCUUCCUCCUCCACUGACAGGAGUUUGAGCUCUAGUGUUGAGGAUACAGUCACCAGUCUUGCAGAACCUGCUCUGGCAUCACUUAGAAUCCUUUAUCACCUUGUUUUUUACAGUCUAGACGUGGUCGAGACCCUACUGAAGAAUACAUCAGAGGGAGGGAUCCCCUUGCCUCUCAUUACAGAGGCUGGGCAAGGGUCUAGUACAUUAAAACAUGGAGAGACAGACAAUGAUGAACAGAACCUGCAUCCUUUAUUUAAAAAACUAAUUUUGCUCUUGUCAUCUACUGUUGUGACAUACAAGAAGGAUAUUGUGCGAGAACAUGUCCUCCAAGUCCUGGUGAAAUUGGCAGAAAAUUCUCCUAAUGAAUUGUUGUGCAGUUUCCAGGUUUUAUUUACGUCUCCUGUGCUGCUCCAGUGCCUCUCUACAGAUGCUCCCCUCCCUGUGGCCCACAAAGCUGUUAGACUAUUAGCUCUCCUCGCUGAUCACCAUAGACUGGCGAGCCUCUUCUGUUCCUGCUCAGAAAGUUGUAUCCUGCUGGUCUUGUACACAUACAUCAUCUCAAGGCCGGACAGACAAGCAUCACAGACACUCUGGCCUCAGUUCCAGCAUGAGAUGGUGAGGUUCCUCAACAAGCUGAUUACCCAAGGAUGGAGCUCUUCUACGUCUGAGUCUGGAGUUACCUGUCAGUGUAACAGAGAGGUUGUGAAGGCACUGGUUCUCACCUUACACCAGGAAUGGCUCCGCGUGCGUCGUUUAACCCUACCUGCAACCACUCCAGAUCAAAAUAAGUCUGCACAACUUCUAAGAGAGACAUUGAUGCUGCUUCACAGCCUUUUCCAGAAGGACAAAAACUUCAGUGAACACUGUUUGGAGGUCCUUCACCAAUAUGACCAGGCUGUGCCGGGGGUCCGAGCCAUUUUCAGGAAAUAUAGCAUCUUGAAUGAGAGCGAAGAGUUUGCCCUGGAUGAAUUAUGCCCUCCUGAAGUCGAGACAGAGGAUGAGAACAUGGACUGCACAUGACUCCGGCUACACUCUACGCCUCUACACUUGGUUUAUUAAUGUGCACAAAUAAAUAGUUUUACACAUAUGGCAAUGAGAUCAUACACCAUUGUUUGGACAAAUGUACAAAACUUGCUUAAUUGUAUACCUUUUGGAACAACGUCUAUGAAUUUUUCCUAAGUACUGUAUGUUUUAAACAAAAAUAUCAAUUCAUAUUUAAAUAUAAAAGUAUUCUAAUCAAA
Pseudophryne corroboree (corroboree frog) is the source of this 2759-nucleotide messenger RNA. RefSeq names its product ATR interacting protein (gene ATRIP). The transcript has 14 exons. The record is from RefSeq and is a predicted model, not a curated record. Gene Ontology annotation, biological process: DNA repair; DNA damage checkpoint signaling. NCBI's taxonomy places the organism in Eukaryota, Metazoa, Chordata, Amphibia, Anura, Myobatrachidae. Bases 142 to 2538 code for a protein of 798 amino acids.